UUCUCAAGGUUGACAGAGAGGUUUGUGAAUGGGGUGGAUAUAUUAAUGGACACAUUCUGGAGAAUAUGGACUGAUUUGUUAGAUGUUCUUGGAAUUGAUGCCUCCAACUUGACUCAUUAUUUCAGCCCAGCGGCAAUUGCCAACAACCCAACCCGUGCUCUUCUGCUGAUUGGUGCCAUUUUACUUGCCUAUUGGUUUUUAUCUCUCUUCCUUGGAUUCUUCUUCUAUCUCCUGCACAUGCUGUUCGGUCGCUUUUUCUGGAUUGCGAGGGUUGCCCUUUUCACUCUCUCGUGCGUCUACAUCCUCCAGAAGUAUGAAGGUGACCCGGAGCACGCAGUCCUGCCUCUCUGCUUUGUUGUAGCAGUCUACUUCAUGACAGGGCCGGUUGGAUUUUACUGGAGAAGAAACAGCAACAGCAGCCUCGAGGAGAAGAUGGACCACCUGGAUAGUCAGAUCAGACUCCUGAACAUACGUCUUUCGAGGGUGAUUGAAAACCUGGACAGAGGCAGUGACCAAUGAACCAACCCCUAUAGACCACUGUACACCAGCUCUAGAAAAUUCCUAAGCACUGUCUCGUUCGAAGUUACAAAGCAACAAAACAUCACAUGGUAAAAAGUGUGCAAAGUUAUAACUUUUCAUCAUGUGUAAGACUAAUUUGUCUAGAUUAUACACUCAGCCAUUAUACUUGUAGGGGGAAAAAAAAAACAUUUAAAAAAUUCAGCUGUAUAUUCAGAGUUUUAUCCAGUACUAGAAUUUUCUCAGUAGACAAACGCUUACUUUUACAAGCAUUUAAAAACAUCUUUUGUAAAGUUUUUAUAAAAGCAAAUUGAGUAGUCUUUCAAAUAUUGAAAUUGAGCUAAACAUAUGCAAAUUUGACACU
Messenger RNA from Nipponia nippon (crested ibis), 880 nucleotides. The record is from RefSeq and is a predicted model, not a curated record. Lineage: Eukaryota; Metazoa; Chordata; Aves; Pelecaniformes; Threskiornithidae.